AUGGUCCCUGACCCUCGUCAUCAUCGCCGCAGAGGCUUUUAUGGUGCUGAAAACAAGGCCGCUCUCAGUCGAGAGUUCUCGUCUGGCAGCAGCGGAGAAUACCAGGACGGAGAUCCUUCUGCAAAUUCAGCUGAAGAGUCUGAAGGUUUCUCGUCUAGAGCUUCUGGUCCUGCCUCGACUGAACAACCUCUCCGUCGACGAAACCCGUCCACUUCAGGAGACUCGGGUUCAGGUUGUGAUCGACCGGAUCCCACAGAGCAACUUGCUCAAGCUUACAGGGAUCUUAUCGGCGAUCCUUACCUCGAAGACGAGGGUGAGGAAAACUUCAGCUCAGAGGUAGCAGAGGCUGCCAGUUCGAGGGUUGAAGAGCCUGCCGCGCCGCCCUCUCCUGACACCGAACCAUUUCCAGAGUUUGAAGACGUCGAUCCGGAAGAGUGGUAUUCUAGUUUUUACCCGCCUGGACAGGGCUUCCGUAUCGAUUCGUCGCCCUGUCCUCCUGGAGUUCCUUGGUUACAACCUCAACAGGAGGCUACUCCAGCGCAUAACCAGGCAUCUCAUCGCCAACCUUGCUUACUUCCCGCUCCAAAUUUCGGGUCACCUCUUCCUAUCAGAAAUCAUCGCCCUUUUUGCAGACUACAACCAAGUGAGACACGUCGACUCGCUCCGUCUCCAAAGUUCACUUACCCCGAGUCCCGUAGAGAACCGGAACAGCCUGUUGUCCGGUCUUCUGUAGCCUCUUCAUCUCCUUCGGUCUCCGCGGCAGCGUCCUAUCUGUGGGACUUCCACCCCCUUGGACGUUCCCGCCAAGGAAGUGAAUCAAAGAACAGGCUACCAGGCUCCGAACUCUGUGGAACUCCUCCUCAAUCAUCUGACCAAAGACGUCAACUUAGAGUUGGCUCAUCUCCUGCCUCUCCGUACCCUGCAUAUCGGUUCGAUACUCAUCGACGCAUUUACGAUCCCCUCAAUUUUUUCCCCUUUGAUAGUAGUGGCAGUCACGUUGACUCGUCUGGUGACCGUUCUCCUGAGCUCUCUGGAAACGAUAAAAGUCGAAAGAGUAGCUCGAAAUCCGGUACAUUCAGCCUCGCGCGUACGCUUCGAAAAGGCUCCUCUGACUCAUCGAAUACUGUUGUUCAAUCCUCAGAGCCCAAGAGGAAAAACAAAUUCAAGAGGACUGGUUCUUCCGGGUUGGCCUCGUCGAUCAAGAAACUAUUUCAUCCCGGUUCCAGGAAGAGUAGCGACGACGAAACAAUCGAGGACGCGGAUGUCCUUGGUACUGCUGAAGUAAGUUCGUCAAACGCCUCCACCAAGAGCAACCAUAAGCAAGACGACGAUUUCCCAAGUUACCACCACCCUGUCUCUGGCUGUCAAGCUCAUCGACAACCUGCGGAGCAACAAGCUACACAUUGGGCUGACGCCUCCUCUAAAGCGUGUUUUCUAAAAGCUGAAGAAAAACGCGUCAAAACCUUCAAAAAUCGUCGGUUCCAAGCACUGACUUUUCCAGAGAGUUAUCCUAGAGGAGAGUUGCCUGAAUUCCACUUUCCUCAGCAGGCUCAAACUGUCGACGUUCCAAGUUCAGAGACUGUUUCCGAAGGGCCGUCUGUGAUAAUUACCGAGCCAGAAGAGUCUCUGUCCACCCAGGUGUUUUUCCCAGGAGGCUUCUCAGUCUCUCAAAACAACCAUCUUGCGAACAUGGAUCCGUCGCGGGCAUCCCGUUUCUUGGACCCCUCGUCGGCUGUGGCGACGAUCACGAGGCAAAAGGCCGAGGCUAUCAGGCUGGCGAAGGAACAAGCGGCCGCUGUAAAGGAAAUGUGUCGACGAGCCAAGACAGAUGUCCCGCCAUACGAGUUCGAAGAGCUGAUUGGCAAAGGUGCAUAUGGACGUGUAUACAAAGGACGUCAGCUACCGUCCCGCAAUCUUGUCGCGAUCAAAGUGAUGGAGAUUGAUUCUACUGACUACAAGACCGUCCGCGACAUGAAAGAUGAGUCGAUCAAAGACUUCAUUCACGAGAUCAAAGUCAUGAACCAGGCAAAGGAGGCGGGUGCUAAAAACAUUAAUAUGCUUAUCGAAGCGAUUUCCAUACACUCGCAGUUGUGGGUGGUCUGUGAAUACUGCCCCGGUGGAAGCGUCAAGACUCUGAUGCGAGCCACUGGUGAUAAACUCGAGGAGAAGUUUAUUAUUCCAAUCGCCAGAGAGCUGGCAGUGGGAUUGAAAGCAAUCCACGACGCUGGCAUUAUCCACCGGGACGUCAAAGCUGCCAACAUCCUCAUUCAUGAGGAAGGGCGCCUACAGAUCUGCGAUUUCGGUGUGGCUGGUAUCCUUCAAUCUAAGCUUGAUAAACGCUCAACUUGGAUUGGAACUCCCCACUGGAUGCCGCCAGAGAUGUUUUCGAACCGCGGAGGAGAGGCUCACAAGUACGGCAGUGAGCUUGAUGUGUGGGCCUAUGGCUGCACCCUCUUUGAGUGCGCAACGGGCAAUCCGCCCAAUGCGGGAUUGCGAGAGCGGAUGCAGAUCGGACGACAGCUCACUCGAGUCACGCCGAAGCUAGAGGGUGACGAAUUCAGCCAAGGGCUGAAGGAUCUGGUGUCAUAUUCUCUUAAUUCCGACCCGGCGACGCGCCCGACGAUGGGCAAUAUCCUGGAGCAUCCGUAUAUCGCGAAUUCAGAAGAGGCGUAUCCUACGUCGUCGCUGAGUGAGCUGGUACGGAUCUACUACCAAUGGACUCAACGGGGUGGUCAGCGAAUCUCCCUGUUCAACCCAGGAGGAGCCGCGGCUGCGGAGAUUCCAGGUGACAAUCCAGAUCUGGAUGAGGAUUGGAAUUUCAGCACUACGGACGGGUUCGAACGCCGGUUCUCGAUCAUCGAUCUUGACCAGGUGUCCGCUACCCUAGCCGAAUUGGAAGGAGGGCAAACUCCAAGUACCGCCCAGCCCGAGCACAAGCCCCCGGAGGAAACUCGGAGUAUAGAGAUGACGCCCUUGGAGAAGGCCAAUUUCGACGAACGUGUCAAGAGAGGAGCCGCCGCUAUGGAAGGACUUUUCGAUGAGGACAAGCCGACGUACAAGUACGAGACGAAAAAUGACUUCGUGCCCAUCGAGCAGAAGCCGGGAUAUUCGGAUCUUCCGCUGCGAACUGUCACGGACAGGUCAUCUGUCGCGUCGACAUUUAUUGACAUCAACCUGGGCUCUUUUGACUCGUCGCAUUAUGCUGCUGGUUCAGCGUCGAACACACCGUUCCAGCUAGCUGACGCCGAUACCAUCCGCGCGAAUCGCUCCAGUCUGCGAUCGAACCGCAAUUCAAGCGAAGAGCGCUCACGGCCACGCAGUGAGUCUGAAGACUCGUUCUAUCAGCCGCCCAGCGGGCCCCGUCCUCCUACGAUGGAUUGGAAGUUUCCUACGAUGAUGCAGCCGUCAGAGGAUGACGAAGAGCCUAAAGGAACAGAAACGUACGGCCAAACUGAGAGGCGGGCAACUAGAGACUGGAAAUUCCCGGUCAUGACACCGGACGCGGAUGACUCGCAAGAUACGACCACUGACGACGCCAUUUCUGAGACCAUCCGACCAUCCCACACUCAACCGCCGACCACGAGCUUUUCUCAUGGAGGCAACAAGUCCAUCGACAGUGCUGGGGAAUCGCGUCCUUCUACGGCUACAUCUACGGUUUCUACCACAUCUGAGUACGAUCCGUUCCGAUUUGACAGGCCUCCAACACCGCCUACACGAUCGUCCUCGUUGCAUAGAACUGUCUAUGACACCGCCGCACCGAAUCUGGCGGAGUCUAGAUAUUCCGACGAGUCGUCUGUUCUGGAGGGACCAGGCCCGGAUCAUGAAGAGCCGCAACCUGCAUGGCAAGAGAAGGAUCCUGCUGUCUCCUACAGUCAGCCAUUCCCGCCAGUUAUUUCGAAGCCAGAAGAGAGCGCCUCGACUUCACCCGUCACAACCGCUCCGUCCAUUACAUCGUCGACCACGGUCGUAGAAUCCCGCGAGUCGACGUCGACGUCGACGACUGUCAACAAAACCAACGGUCCCGCAUUCAUAUUCCCCGACGUCCAGCCUCCCAGCGCAGAGAGCCUGAUGGCGGGAGCGGACGAUUCCGUCGUGGCGGCAGAACUGGACCGGCUGCUGAGGGAUUUUAACGAUGCGUUGAACGUGACUGCCGAAGCGGUGAAAGCGACGAAUGUGAUGCCGCGGGCUCGAUAA
Rasamsonia emersonii CBS 393.64 is the source of this 4194-nucleotide messenger RNA. Its product is annotated as Serine/threonine protein kinase. Gene Ontology annotation, biological process: protein phosphorylation. Lineage: Eukaryota; Fungi; Ascomycota; Eurotiomycetes; Eurotiales; Trichocomaceae. Bases 1 to 4194 code for a protein of 1397 amino acids. Gene Ontology annotation, molecular function: ATP binding; protein kinase activity. The record is from RefSeq and is a predicted model, not a curated record. The transcript has 8 exons.